Paramecium pentaurelia is the source of this 3105-nucleotide messenger RNA. The record is from the annotation of a GenBank genome assembly. Lineage: Eukaryota; Ciliophora; Oligohymenophorea; Peniculida; Parameciidae.
AUGAGUAAAGAAUGUUCAGUAUUAUUUCAUGUGACAGUAAGAACAUCUCUUUCUUAAGUUGUUGGAGUAAUUGGUAAUUAACUUGAAUUGGGGAGUUGGAAUGAGAAAAACUUGAGUAUUUUAAAAACAGAUCCCUCAAUAUUUCCAAAAUGGGUGGCUGAGAAACCAAUUAUAUUUAAACAGGGUAACUUGUAAUGAUUGAUUUAGGAACUAAGUUGGAAUUUAAAUUUGUAAUUUUAGAUAAUGGAAAAGCAAUUUGGGAAGAAUUACCUUAAAAUCGAAAGUAUAGAUGUAGAUAUUGGAAAGUAAUAUUAACUGCUGAAUGGAAUAAUUAUGAAGGAAAAGAAUAUGUUGAAAAGAGAUUUAAAUCAAGUGUGUGUUUGAAUCAAGAGAUAUUAAGUUAAUAUACUAAACCAAGAUUAAAUGAUCAAUUUGAUCCAUUUGAUUAGGCUAAUGAUGAUUCAGAGGAUUCUGUAGAUGGAUUUGAUAGUUUUUCUAAGGAAAUAGCAAAUAGAAAGAAUUCUGAAUCAUCAGAAUCAGAAGAUGAUAAAAAGAAACCAGCUUUAGAGAUAAAUAAAGAUAGUGAAUUUUCAUCACUUUAUUAGUUAUAUACAGAGAAUCCUAAAUUCAGACAAUUAAAGAAUUUUAGUUAAAAUGAUAUUUUAUAUGAAAUAAAUGAGGAUCCUUUGAUUGGAAUUAGUGAUGAAGAUUCAUUAUUAAUAUCUACAUAUUAUCUUCCUAUUGUUGUAAUUAAGUAAAUUGAUGGAUCUUAUUAAAAACAUAAUUUUUAGCAUUCAUUUAGUUUGCAUUUAUUAUUUGGUGUUCAAUAAUUUAAAAGAAUUUGGUUUGGAUUACCUAUAGUAUUGAAUGAAAUAGGAGAGAAAAUUAAUGAUUAAAGUGAAGACUUAAAACAUUUUUUAAAACAAUUUGGAUUUGUUCCUGUAUUUGUCAAUUAAGAAUGUUUGGAUUAUUUCAAUAAAGAAUUUUGUACUAAAUUAUAUUAACCUAUUAUGAAUAAUGAUGUCAGUAUUACAAAACUUUCUGCACUUGAAUAUUCAGAUCAUAUGUAAGAAUGUUUUAAAAAACUUAAUGAUGAAUUUUUUUAAGAAAUUAAACCAUAUAUUAAUUAAAAUUCAAUUGCAUUAAUAGCUGAUUACAGAUUAUUAUAUUUGAGUCAAAUUUUUGUAAAUCACAAAUUUACUAGAUUACCUUUAGUGAUAUUUUAUAAUAGAUUAUUCCCUCAUUAUGAUAAUUUGAAGUUGAUUCCUUUUUUUAAUGAAAUAAUUAAUUCAUUUUUACAUGCUAAUGUUAUUUGUUUUAGUAAUUAUAAAACUGCCAAUGAAUUCUUAACAGUUAUGAAAGAUAUAUAUUAAGUUGAAUAUCAUUCAUUUAAAGGUAAUUUGGCAUUCCAUUAUUAUGGAAGAGAAAUCUAUGUCAAAUUACAAAAUCCAGGUAUAGAAAUAUCAGCUUGUGGUGAAUAAUAAUAUGAAAUUAUUGAACCUCAUUAUAAUUAAGAAGAUAAUAAAAAAUAAUUAAGAAUAGUAGGAGUUGAUACAUAUGGACAUUAAUCAGGAGUUGAAUUGAAAUUUAGACAUCUAUUCAAAUUCAUUAAAGAAACUAAUAUUAUUUAAGAGAAUCCUAAUAUUAAAUAUAUACAAAUAUUAUUGAAAGCUUUUGAAGAUCAUGAUAUUAAUGAGUAAAGAAUCUCAUUAUUAAAUCAAAUUGAACAAAUCAAUUCAUUUCUAUAUCCAAAAAAAGAUAAUUAUUUUGUCAAAUUGAUUGAAGAAGAAAUAGAUUCUAAACAUAGAUUUAAGGAAUUUGAAAAAGCUAAUAUAUAUCUAUAAUGUAAAUAUAGUGGUAGACACGAUUUCUAUUUAUCAGAGUAUAUUCAUAUAAAUAAUAUGCCAAUUGCUUUGAUUAGUGAUUCAAGUUGUUAUCAUAGAGGAUUUCAAUCAAUAAUAACUUUUAAUGUAUUUUCGCAUCUUGAUUUUAAAGAAAAGUUUUCAGAUUUAUUAUUAAAAGUACUACAAAAUUAAUAUUAAUUUACUUAAUUACAAAAACUUAAAGUACAAAAAGAUUAAUAGAUAAUUAGACAAAAUUAAACAUCUUAAUGGAUAGAGAACAUUUUUAUUGAUGCUAAAAAGGCUGUUUCAAUGCUCAAAUUUGCUUAAAUUAGUUUACGUAUUUAAGAUAAAUUGAUGAUUAAAGUAGCACAUAAUUUAAAAUUUCAGCAUUUGGAUAUUUAGUCUGUUGCAAAAGCAUAUUAGUAAUCUACUAAGCCAAUUAUUAUUAUAGAGUUUGAAACCAUUGUUACUGAUUAAUAUUUUAUAGAUUACAAGCCAAAGCAUUUUCUUUAACAGAGUCCUCAUUUGAAAGGUAAUGACGAAGCAAUAAUAAUUAGAUAAGUUGAAAAGGAAUUACUAGAUAGAAUUAAGGAAUUGUCAAAAAUGAAUAAAGUAUAUAUUGUUUCAGGUGGAUUAUUUAAUGAAUUAUCUUCUAUAUUUAGUGGUUACAAUUUAAGUUUAUUUGCAGAAAAUGGAUUUUUAUAUAAAUCAGAUUAAUUGUAAUGGAAUGCUCUAUUCAAUUUAGAUUAUUAAUGUCUGAUUCAGGUGAGAAAGAUAUUUAAUUAAUAUGCCAUUAAAACAGAGGGAGUUGAGAUAGAAUCAAAAGAAAGUUCAAUAAGUUUGAAACUUAAGAAUUCAGAUGAAUAUGUUCAGUAACUUAUAUAAGAUCUAGUUGAAAAUGUUUAAAUCAUUGUUGAUAGAUACCCAACAUUUUAAUUAAUUGUUGGAUCUAAUUCAGUAGAAGUUAGUCCUAAAAAUCUAAAUAAAGGAAUGAUUUUAGAAAUCAUUAUGUAGAAGGAGAAUUUAUCAAGGGGCAAAUUAGAUUUUGCUUUAAUUAUAGCAAGAGGAAUACAAAAUGAAGAUAUCUUCUCUCACUUUAAGGUUAUUACUUAAAGUAGAAAGUAUUUUAGUGAAGUACAUUUAUUAUUUUAACUAAUAGAAUGCUAGUCUAUAUUCAGUAUCUUAAGGACUAGUACCAUCAUAUGCAAAUUAUUAUCUUAAUAAUCAAUAAGAACUAAUUUAAUUAUUUAAGACUAUUUGA